AUGGGGACCUCUGAAAAAUCCGAUUCCUCGGUCCUUAAUGAUGGUACACUUAUCACAAACACCACCACAGACCUGAAAGAUUGUGAUGAUUCUGUUGAAUUGAAACCAAACCCCACCUCAGAGCAGGAGAAAUUGAAGUGGAAAAACAAUGAUUUUGCAAAUAGAACUGUCUUUCCAAAUGUCAGGUCCACACGGAACAGAGGAUCUGAGGAAAGACACUUUAUACGUAGCAGAAAGAGUAAGAAACCAGGAAGUGAUACUAUACUCAGAACUUUCCGACGCAUGCGUAGUGUCAAUAUGUGUUACCCCCAUCAUAAUUCAACAGCCUCUGAUUUCAUGGAACAGCUACAGUCGCUUCCAUACAAGGAUGCACACAAAGUUCCGUGGUGGACGUCUUGGCGAGUGCGCUUCUCUGGUCUGUGUUUCGUCGGUUUCUUUUUCUUGUAUGCCCAGAGAGUCAACCUCAGCAUUGCUAUCGUCUGUAUGAUAAAGACGGAACUCGCGGAAGCUAACACGAAGUAUCAGUCAAACUUUACCAAUAUGUCAACCUAUAGGACUCUUCUCAAUAAUUCCACAAUAAAAUAUCAGCAGGGCUACCUUAAUCAGUCUAGCCACGCUUCAGAAAUUCCACACAGUGUGCCAAAACUAUGUCCAGACCCACUUCUCUCUGAACACAUGGAAGGUGAGUUUAUUUGGGACAAAGCUCUUCAGGGAGCCAUUCUUGGAGCUUUCUUUUGGGGAUACACAGCUAUGCAGAUUCCGUCGGGUGUUCUUUCGGAACGCUUUGGGCCACGCCUGGUGAUUUUCGCAGGAAUGUCAUUGGUGUCCGUCCUUACUAUCUUGACACCAGUCCUUGCCCGAGGAAGUCCCAACCUGCUUAUAAUAACACGUGUCUUUAUAGGAAUAGGAGAAGCUACGAUGUAUCCUGGAGCUCAAGCAUUUUGGGCCAAAUGGUCUCCGCCCCAUGAAAGAAGUAGGCUUGUAGGAUUUGCAUUUGGAGGCACUCAGCUUGGAAAUGCUCUGGCGUUUCCAGUAUCCAGUCUUUUUUGUGAAUAUGUAGGCUGGCCGUGGAUAUUCUAUUUCUUAGGAUCCUGCUCGUUGCUCUGGACACUGUUUUGGGGGUUCUUCGUAAGGGACAGUCCAGGGGAAAUGCCAAAUAUAACAGAAAUCGAGAAAAAAUAUAUCGAACACUCGCUCGGAAAACAAAAUCUGCCAGAGAACCCUUAUCUGCGAAAGAAGGGCAAACCUUGGAAAUCUAUUUUGACGUCACUUCCUGUUUGGGCUAUUCUUGUGACCAAUGCAGCUGGUAACUAUGGUGCUUAUAUGCUGUUGACUCAGAUUCCGACAUAUCUGAAAGAAGUGCUCAAGUUUAACAUCAAGUCUAAUGGAAUUUAUUCUAUGAUACCAUAUCUAGCAUUCUGGAUGAUGAUCAUUGUGGCUGGAAUAUUUGCAGACACACUUAUUUCACGGCAAAUUCUAAGCAUCAAAUGGACAAGAAAGCUAUGCUGUGCAAUAGGUCAUUUUGUUCCUGCAGCUUUUUUGAUUGCUCUUGGUUAUAUGAAGUGUUUCCAGCAGGAAGCAGCCGUUUUCCUACUAACGCUGUCUCUUGCCUUCUGUGGUUUCCAGUUUCCGUCUGUUUUUGUAAACCAUGGUGAUAUUGCUCCCAACUAUGCUGGAACUAUAUUUGGUUUUACCAAUACUGGAGCGAGUAUUCCGGGGAUAAUUGCGCCGUACCUGGUCCCCUCCGUAACUGUUAAUAAAACACAACAAGGGUGGCUUGUAGCUUUCUAUAUUGCUGCUGUUAUCUACUGUUUGGGGGCCAUUUUCUUUCUGAUUUUCUCCGAUGGAGAAGUUCAGGAAUGGGCCAAAGAUAAGGAAGAAAUGGAGAACUUGGAGAACAUUACAGGACCACGAAAAGCUGCAGCACAAGAAAACAAUGACGCUCUUAGGCAUUAAUAAGGGAA
Saccostrea echinata is the source of this 1964-nucleotide messenger RNA. Its product is annotated as sialin-like. Gene Ontology annotation, biological process: transmembrane transport; monoatomic anion transport. The transcript has 10 exons. The record is from RefSeq and is a predicted model, not a curated record. Gene Ontology annotation, molecular function: transmembrane transporter activity. NCBI's taxonomy places the organism in Eukaryota, Metazoa, Mollusca, Bivalvia, Ostreida, Ostreidae. The coding region runs from base 1 to 1956 and encodes 651 amino acids.